AUGGAACGUUAUAAUCCUGGAAGCGUCGUCAACCUUGAGUAUGAUGGUGUAACGAAGCAGUUCCAGAGGUUUUUUGUUGCUUUAGAAGCUUCCAUUACUGGUUUCAAUAAUUACUGUCGUCUGAUGUUAUUUAUUGAUUGCACUUUUCUCACCGAGAAGUUUAAGGGAGGUCUUAUGGUUGCUUGCGGGAAAACUGGUAACCAAGAGAUCUAUCCAGUUGCUUUUGGUAUUGUACCUUGCGAAAAUUGCGAGAGUUGGGAAUGGUUCUUAACCAACUUGAAGGGUAUUAUCAGGGAAGACCGUCCACUGACCAUCAUAUUAGACCGUGUAGCUGGCCUUCUGAAACAUGUCCCUGUGAUCUUCCCAAAGGCUUACCAUUCUUACUGUUUGUACUACAUGAAAGAGAAUAUUCCGGUUCCAAAGGGAAAGAGCAGGGAAACUGCUGUGAAGUUGUUUGAAGAGUGCUACACUGCCUUAACAAAUGAGAAGUUUUAUGCUGUUGCCAAGAGUAUGAGGAAUCUGAAGUUGGAUUCAGUCAUUGAUUGGAUGGUAAAGAUUCCAUUCCAGAACUGGGCAGCUCAUGCUUUUCAAGGAGAAAGGUUUGGUGAGAACACAUCGAACAUUGCAGAGAGUUUUAACAGUGUGAUUAAGCAUGAUAAGCGGCUUCCAGCACUUGAACUUGUGGAUUGUAUUCAUGCUAAGGUAAUGGAGCAUAACUACAAGAGGUUGGUGGAGUCUAGUAAGUGGACUUCAAAGCUUACUCCGUGGAUGCAAGCUAGGCUCAACAAGAGGGUGAACGACUGCCGUUUUUACAAGUUCCGAAGAUCAAGUGAUAAAGUCUUUGAAAUAAUUUCUCCUACUGGAAAGCACACGUUCGACUUGGAUGCUAAGGCUUGCGCUUGCAAUUGGUGGCAGAAGCAUAGUUUCCCUUGCACCCAUUCGAUGAAAGCUAUGUUGCAUAUUGGGACAGAUGAACCUUAUAAGUACAUUAUUCCGUAUUAUACCAUCGAGUUCUGCAGAGGUCUGUAUGCUCGUCCUAUCUAUCAUAUUCCCGACAGUGAGAGGCCGCCUAAAAUUAAUGAGGACGGUUAUGUCUUGCCUCCCAAUGAUGGUCGAGCGUCAGCUGGAAGGCCAACUACUUCAAGGUACAGGGGUUCUCGAGAGAAAGUUUGCAAGAAAAGGAAGUGUAGCCAGUGUGGGAGACUUGCCUUCCACAACCGUCGUAGAUGUCGUAGAGCUCCUUUGGCUCCUCGUGCACUAGUGUUCCGCAAGGAGUCUAAUUCCAGGAUGAUCAACUUUUUGAGGAGGAUGUUGUUCUGA
This is a messenger RNA of Papaver somniferum (opium poppy), 1320 nucleotides long. RefSeq lists its product as uncharacterized. Lineage: Eukaryota; Viridiplantae; Streptophyta; Magnoliopsida; Ranunculales; Papaveraceae. The transcript has 2 exons. Bases 1 to 1320 code for a protein of 439 amino acids. The record is from RefSeq and is a predicted model, not a curated record. Gene Ontology annotation, molecular function: zinc ion binding.